GCAAUAGUUCACCUUUUACUUUGAGUUUGAGAGAGAGAAUUAACAUGGCCAACAAAAUCCUAAAGCUCACAAUAAUUCUCUCUAUACUCAUCUCUCUAUCCUUGUUUGUUUCAUCAAAUGACGAUGAUAAAAGUCACCACGACAUAGUAGAAGAUGAAGACGAAGACGAAGAGGCACAAGACUUCUACAUUGUGGACACUCCAUUACAACAUCAUGGAUCAUCAAGAAGUAGAUUCUUGGCAAGCAUAAUAAAGAAAGGAAGACGUUGUAAUCUCGAGAGUAGUAAUAUAUGCAAUGGAGUUAGAGCAAACAAGGGAAAAGAUUUGCUUUUUUGUUGCAAGAAACAUUGUCGCAAUGUUUUAAGUGACAAGAACAAUUGUAAUGUGUGUGGUCACAAGUGCAAGGAAGGUGAAAGAUGUUGCAAUGGAGUGUGUACCAAUGUUUUGACAAAUGUUCAUCAUUGUGGAAAGUGUAAGAACGAGUGUUCAUCUGGUGCUCCAUGUGGGAAUGGCUUUUGUGGCUAUGCAUAAAAUGAAGUUAAUUCAUUAUUACAAGGUAUAGGAAUCAAUAAUAAACUAUAUAUUAUAAAUUUGUAUUUUUGAGAUAUAAAUAUUUAUAUAAAUUUUAAGAAAUCUGUUUCUUCAAGAAAUAAAACAAGAUUACUGGAUUUAUGGAAAGCAAA
Messenger RNA from Lathyrus oleraceus (garden pea), 682 nucleotides. RefSeq names its product protein GRIM REAPER. NCBI's taxonomy places the organism in Eukaryota, Viridiplantae, Streptophyta, Magnoliopsida, Fabales, Fabaceae. The transcript has a single exon. The record is from RefSeq and is a predicted model, not a curated record. The coding region runs from base 45 to 530 and encodes 161 amino acids.